AUGGCUUCGGCUUGCGUUAACAACAUCAGCAUGUCGCCGGAGAAUUUUUCUCCGGCAAGUUACCCGUCCUACGGCUGGUUGAGUCCGCGUAUCUCCUUCAGCCGUGAAGAGGAUGCCUCCAAGCAACCAGGAUCCUCUAAGUCCGCCUCAUGCGAUACUCCAGCGGAAGAUCCGUCCGAGAUUCUAGAUCCUGUUGACUUUGAGUUCCGCCUGGAUGAUCCUGUGACUAUGCUCCCGGCCGACGAGCUUUUCUCCGACGGUAUGCUGAUGCCGUUGCAAGUCACGAGCAUCAAGCCUGUUAAUGCUGUGAGCGAGAUCAGGUCGCCGGAGACUGCAAAGUCUUGCCGUAGAAUGGAGAUGGAAAUAUCUAGCACUGACCCUUAUUUUUCUCCAAAAGCCCCCAGGUGUUCUAGCCGAUGGAAGGAGCUGUUAGGGUUGAAAAAGCUCUACCAGAACGCUAACGGUAAAGCUGAAGCCCACAAAACGACAUCCGCAUCUUCUUCUAACCCUAACCCAAAAUCUUUAAAGCAUUUCCUCCAUAGAAGCUCAAAAUCCUGCAGUUGCAACUCUUCUUCUUUAGAUCACUCUUUGAGCUUGCCAUUGUUAAAGGACUCCGAUUGCGAGUCCGUUUCCAUUUCAUCAUCUCGAUUGUCCCUUUCGUCCUCGUCCUCGAGCCACGAGCAUGAAGAUCUCCCUAGACUCUCUCUUGAUUCGGAGAAGCCAAACCCGAGUUUAAACUCCCUCCAAAAUCCAAAUCCGGACCCAAAUCCAUUUGUUAUCAAUCGAAAUCCUAACCAAAAUCCUCCUAGAAUGAGAAUGGUGAAGCCCAGGUCAGAUUCCAAUUGUAGUAACAAUAGCAAUGGUAGCAAUAAUCCCACGGCUGGUACGAGAGUGGGGAGGAGCCCGAUGAGGAGGGCGGUUGGGGAAUCCAGUGGGGUGACAAGCAGGGGGGUUUCUGUAGACAGUCCGAGAAUGAAUUCAUCAGGAAAGAUAGUAUUUCAGAGUUUGGAGAGAAGUUCUAGCAGUCCGAGUAGCUUUAAUGGGGGUCCAAGAUUCAAGCAAAGGGGAAUGGAGAGGUCAUAUUCGGCAAACGUGAGAGUGACUCCGGUUCUCAACGUUCCUGUUUGUUCCCUGAGAGGAACAUCCAAGUCAGUCUCCGUAUUUGGGUUUGGUCAGCUGUUCUCUUCGUCUCCGCAAAAAAGAGAAGGGAGCAACAAGGGGCAGCAGCAGCAGCAACAACAACAGCAGCAGAUGAAUCGCAGGAACCGAACUGAUCGAACGUAACAGUGAAGCUUAGAAGCGAGACGGGUAACAACUACUACGAUAUCAUUUAGCAUUUAAGAGUUUGUUUUGUGGUAUUCUUGAGAUUUCUGUAAUGGGAUUUUCAUCAUUUUUUUUUCCCUUUAUCCUGGUUUAAGCGGAAGCCAAUUUACUAUAUGAAAUUGGGAUGUUGUAUAUAAGCGGCAGGGGGUCUUUUCGUUCUGUUGUUUGUUCAUGUCGUUCCCUUAUCUCUGUAUUGUUGUCUUUCUUGUUCUACUGAUCUAACGACCAGCUAAUCCUGUAGUUGUUUCUUGACCGAAAGAUAUGGAAUCUCUCUGGUUUUUCUGAUUGGGAAUGGUAAGCUGCGUUUGUUGUGCACGCGCUUCAGCAA
This is a messenger RNA of Manihot esculenta (cassava), 1651 nucleotides long. RefSeq lists its product as uncharacterized. Lineage: Eukaryota; Viridiplantae; Streptophyta; Magnoliopsida; Malpighiales; Euphorbiaceae. The record is from RefSeq and is a predicted model, not a curated record. The transcript has a single exon. Bases 1 to 1284 code for a protein of 427 amino acids.